AUGCCGGUGCCGUCCUCCGGGAGUGAGGGUUCUGCGGCUUCUAGCGACUGGGGAUUCUCGGGGCCUGUGAAAGGGUUUCCUUCGGCUCAAACAGCACCUCUAUCAGCUCUCGACGUUGCAGCACCAGCGGAACAGAGUCCCGUCCAGGGGGAGAAAUGGGAAGCGUUGUACGCGUCAGUGCAGGACGCGGUUCUCAUGUAUAACGCGCAGUUCGUCUCCGCGCUGGCGGAUGGUUUCCCGCCCGCUGCUGACGUCAUGACGUCGCUGGACGAAACCCUGCAGGACCUGGCGAAAGACGUCUACGUGGCAUUGGAUAAGAUGGACGAGGACGAUCUGACGGUUCUGGAGCAGCUGCUGGAGGAGGCGGGGGACGAGAUUCAGGGCGUGUUCCUAAACUGCAAGGGGUCACUGUACGGUCUUGGUGUCACCCAUGCUCGUUCCCUCGCCCGCUUCUCUAUCCUGGGGAAGGCGCUUAAAGCAGCAAUAGAGGGAGCAACGGAAGCGAGUUUCACUGUGGUAAGGGAUGGACGGGAGCUGAGCUUGACAGCUGACAGCAAGGCAGGGACACCAACAGCAGCAGCAGCAGCAGCAGCAGAAGCAGCAGCAGAAACACCCAAGGGGCCGCGUUUGGGAGCAAGGAUUCUAUUGGAGCGAAUCCGGGACUAUCAAUGGCUGGCGGAAUGGCUAGGGAUCGACCCCGACGAGCUACUAAUCCACAAGGUUCUCUCUGUUGUACCCGUUGGCAUGCUCCUUACUGACCUGGGCGUGCCACGCUCGUUAGAAUCCAGUUUGUUAGAGUCACAGCGACCGCUGCUGCUGCGCGUGGUGCUGCCUGGGUUCCGGGAGGAGGUGAAGAGGCGGCUGGUGGGUGCUGGGCUGGCGUGGACCGAAGGGAUGUUGAUCAAGACUGUGGUGUUUGAACCUAAGAGGAAUGUUGCUGUGUUUACCACAGGAGGUGGCAGUGCUGCUACAGGCGGUGAUGCUGCUGGUGCUGGUGCUGGUGGCAGUGGGACAGACGGGGGUGCGGCUGGUACUGCUGCGGCUGCUGCAGCAGCAGCAGGGAGAGCGUUGGCCAAGAAACCCAGCCACAACCGAACCAAAAGCGCAGAAGACAUGGAGGAACUAUCCCCGUUUGUGUCUCAUGCGGUACAAGAAUCGCUCACAGCAGGCGGCGGGCUUGCGAAGCAGAUUCCCCUAGAGGACAUUCUGGCAGCGACUGACUCGUGGAGCCCUGAGAGGAAGCUAGGGGAGGGCGCGUACGGCACGGUGUUCAAGGGGGUUGUUGGGCGCGGUGGGGAGGGUGGCGAUGGAGAGAUGUGGGCUGUGAAGCGGGCAGGCAAUGUGUCGGGGUCUCAUCUGGAGGAGUUUGAGAAGGAGGUGUCAUUCAUGAGUCGCAUGGCCCACCAGCAUCUCGUGCGACUCAUAGGCUUCUGGGCGGACUGCGACGAGCGGAUCCUUAUUUAUGAGUUCAUGCACAACGGCACCCUCGCAUCGCGCAUCCACCGUUCUAUGGUGCCAGCAUCCCCUACUGGAGAAGCACCCAAGAAAGCCCCCCCUCCACCUCUGUCAUUUGACGAGCGGGUGAUCAUCGCUGUGGGAGCAGCCGAGGGCCUGCGCUACCUGCACGACUUUGCGCGGCCGCCCGUGAUCCACCGCGACAUCAAAUCGGAGAAUAUCCUGCUCACAGCGGAUCUGCAGGCCAAGGUGGCGGAUUUUGGGCUGCUGAAAACGAGCGACCAAGGAGGCCCUGGGCAGCAUGUGGCGAGAACGAGGCUGAUGGGCACCCCUGGGUAUUGCGACCCGGAAUAUUCGCGGACUUACAUUGCCACGCCCAAGAGUGACGUGUACAGCUUCGGAGUGGUUCUUCUGGAGCUGGUGACGGGGCGGCGGGCCAUCCUGGCAGAGCCGAGUCAGAAGACGGGGAUGAACCUGGGCAACGUGGCGUCGCUGCUGCAGCGCUCCAAGCGCAACGCCAAAGCGAGUGUCAUGGAGCCGGGGGCCACCACCACGCUUGUGCAAUGGGCCAUUCCUCUGAUCACAGCAGGCAAGCUCAAAUCCGUAGUCGACCCGGCCCUGGAAAACAAUUACCCACCAGGAGGGAUGAAAGCGUUCGCCAAUGUGGCGGUCAUGUGCGUCCAAAAGAGUGCCGCCCAGCGGCCGACCAUGGCUGAGGUGGCGACACGCCUGUCUGCCAUCCGGCACAAGGUGCAAGACUUGCAUAUCCAAGGGGAAGAGCCCAAGUAUAACUUCCACCCCACCAUCGGACCUAGUGCCUCGGCUGGUGCUCCUGUUGCUGCUGCUGCGACGCCAAUUCCCAGAGCACAAACCGCCCCUCGGCCCAAGUCUCCAGCUCCGAAAGUGCCGCAGAAGAAGGCCGGGGAGAAGAGCGGGAGUGGGGCGGGAGCAAAGGCUAAGACAAAGGAUGCAGGCGCUGGGGAGGGGAAAGAGGCGAAGGGGAAGAAGGCGGGAGGGAAGGGGGUUACAAGGGCCAAGAGCGCGGCGCAGCCGUAUUUGGGUGCAAAGGAUGCAGUGGAGUUCAGCUCGCAACAUGUGACAAGUAAAUAUAUGGCAAUGAUGUGA
Molecule: messenger RNA, 2580 nt
Organism: Closterium sp. Yama58-4
Lineage: Eukaryota; Viridiplantae; Streptophyta; Zygnematophyceae; Desmidiales; Closteriaceae
Source: the annotation of a GenBank genome assembly